Messenger RNA from Eutrema salsugineum, 1779 nucleotides. Its product is annotated as cytochrome P450 71B7. Gene Ontology annotation, molecular function: monooxygenase activity; heme binding; iron ion binding. The record is from RefSeq and is a predicted model, not a curated record. The transcript has 2 exons. NCBI's taxonomy places the organism in Eukaryota, Viridiplantae, Streptophyta, Magnoliopsida, Brassicales, Brassicaceae. The coding region runs from base 25 to 1530 and encodes 501 amino acids.
CAGAAGAGAGAAAGAGAAAAGAGAAUGUCAAUCUUCCUCUAUUUCAUCUUCCUCUUACCCCUUUUCUUACUCUUCUUGAAAAAUCUCCGACCUUCGAAAUGGAAGCUUCCUCCGGGACCAAAGAAGCUUCCGAUCAUCGGAAACUUACACAACCUCGAAGGAAUGCUUCAUUUAUGUCUUCGGAAUCUUUCCCAAACGUACGGACCAGUGAUGCUACUCCGGUUCGGAAUCGUGCGGAUGGUUGUGAUCACAUCGAAAGAAGCAGCCGAGGAAGUCCUCAAGACACAAGAUCUUGAGUGUUGUAGCCGACCAGAGACAGUUUCCGGCAGAACAGUCUCUUACAACUUCAAAGACAUCGGCUUUGCGCCUUAUGGUGAGGAAUGGAAGGCGAUGCGGAAGCUCUCGGUGGUCGAGCUAUUCAGCAUGAAAAAGCUUCAGUCUUUCAGGUAUAUCAGAGAGGAGGAAAAUGACUUGUUGGUCAAGAAACUGUCUGAAUCGGCUUCAACACGAACCCCGGUGAAUCUGAAGAAGACCCUUUUCACAUUAGUCGCAAGUAUCGUGUGUAGGCUUGCGUUUGGACAGGAUCUCCAUAAGUGUGAGUUCAUAGACGAGCAUAGUAUCUCAGAGCUUGUUCAAAAGUCUGAGUUGGUUCUUGCGAGCUCUGCGUUCUCUGAUUUCUUCCCUGGAGGAACCGGUUGGCUCGUUGAUCGGAUCUCUGGCCAGAACAAGAGACUGAACAAUGUUUUCUCGGAACUCGAUACUUUCUUCCAAAAUAUACUCGAUGAUCAUCUAAGGCCUGGAAGAACAGUGCUUGAGAGUCCCGAUGUAGUCGACGUGAUGAUCGAUAUGAUGAAGAAGCAAGAGAAAGAUGGCGAUUCUUUCAAGCUCACAACGGAUCAUCUCAAAGGAGUCAUCUCGGACAUAUUUCUUGCAGGAGUAAACACAAGCGCGAUGACCUUGAUCUGGGGAAUGACUGAGCUGAUCAGAAACCCGAGAGUGAUGAAGAAAGUGCAAGACGAGAUUCGGACAACACUUGGGGACAAGAAGGAGAGAAUCACAGAAGAAGAUCUCAACAAGCUUCACUAUUUCAAGCUCAUGGUUAAGGAGUUAUUCAGGUUACAUCCAGCAGCUCCACUUUUGCUCCCAAGAGAGACAUUGUCAGACAUCAAGAUCCAAGGCUACGACAUUCCUGCAAAAACACAGAUCAUGAUCAACGUUUACUCGAUCGCACGCGAUGCAAAACUAUGGAAAAACCCAGAUGAGUUUAACCCUGACAGGUUUCUCGACAGUUCCAUAGAUUACAGGGGAUUGAACUUUGAGCUUUUACCGUUUGGUUCUGGAAGAAGAAUCUGUCCCGGGAUGAAUAUGGGGAUCGUCACAGUGGAAUUGGGUUUGUUGAAUUUGCUCUACUUCUUUGAUUGGACAUUGCCUGAAGGGAAAACGGUGAAGGACAUCGACCUGGAAGAAGCGGGAGCUAUAGUCAUCGGCAAGAAAGUUACCCUGGAGCUUGUUCCACUUCUUCGUUACUGAAGUGUUGAUGAAACAAAAUAGUCAAUAAGAUGAAUGGCUUUCACUCUCUGUUACAAACUCUGAAGCCCUUGUAGUUUGAUCAGUGAUCACCACACAGUAAUUUUCACAAACACUUGGUGAACACUGGGUUUUCGCACUCCAAGCAACAUCUUCUUCCUUUCUUUCCCUCUGUUUCUGUCACGAAAUUAAAAAUAUUCUCUAUCUAUCGCCAUUAAUCUGUUAUUAUCUAAUCAUUGACACUCUCCAACG